AUGGCACCAAGCCACCUCCUCCGGGCAACAAUGCCUCUCCGCGCCUCAAUCACGACACCUCUGUCCCUGACACGCCCCUCAAUCUUCCAAUCAACCAGAUACCUCACCACACCCCUCCGCAACGCCUCAACAACCACCCCAACUCCCACACAACCCAAGACCAAGGGCACAGACACACAAGCGCCCUCCCGACUUCGCAACUACGCCUCAGCCCUGAAAACCGGCACCGUAGUCUCCGUCGGCCGCAUGGACCGCACGGUGGGCGUCUGCCACCGCCACACCCUCUGGGACCGACACAUCCGCAAGUUCUAUCCCCAGGAAACACACUACCUAGUGUCCGACCCUUGCAACUCCCUCCGCGACGGCGACGUAAUCGAGUUCUCGUCCGGCGCGCCCAAGAGCCGAAACGUGCACCACGUCGUCGAGCGCAUCGUCACUCCCUUCGGCGUGGCGAUUGAAGACCGUCCUGCUGUUUUGUCGAAGGAGCAGCGUGAGGCUGAGCGUGAGACCCGCUGGGCGGCGAAGUAUCUCCGCCGUGAGUCGAAACGGCUUGGUCGUGAGGUUGAUCUUGUGCAGGAGGCAGCUAAGGCUGGUGUUCCUGUGCCUGAGGGUCAGGUUCUUUCUACUGCGCAGUUGAUUCAUCGGAUUCAUGCGGAGAAUGAGCGGAUCGGGAAGGUUAAGAGGAUUGUGCAGGAGAGAGUGGCGGAGAGUGAGAGGACUACUCAGGAGAGAAUGAAGGAGGCUGAGCAAUGA
Messenger RNA from Penicillium concentricum, 753 nucleotides. Its product is annotated as uS17 family ribosomal protein. The record is from RefSeq and is a predicted model, not a curated record. Lineage: Eukaryota; Fungi; Ascomycota; Eurotiomycetes; Eurotiales; Aspergillaceae. Gene Ontology annotation, biological process: translation. The transcript has a single exon. Bases 1 to 753 code for a protein of 250 amino acids. Gene Ontology annotation, molecular function: structural constituent of ribosome. Gene Ontology annotation, cellular component: ribosome.